GUCCUGCUAUCCGAACCAAUCCAGUUCGAAGUCAUCGUCGUGGUCAGUUCCUGAAUGUGUGGUCGUGGUGAUUGUUUCUAGUUUUCGUGUACUGGUUCUGUAUUCCCUUUGAAGUGGUGCACAUAAGGAAAGACAUUUCGAUAAAUUGCUGUUGUAGACAGAAAGGGCGCGAGAGAUCAUGUAUUCACAAGCCACUCCUCAAGCACCGAAGGCUGAUGUCGGCUACCUCCAGGGUCUCUUCAGAAAUGUCGACAAAGAUCGAAGCGGAAACAUAAGCGCAACGGAGCUCCAGAGUGCCCUGUCAAAUGGAACUUGGAAGCCAUUUAACCCAGAAACGGUGCGAAUGAUGAUAGACAUGUUUCGUUCACCAGGCAUGUUUGACCGCAGCCGAACAGGCACUGUCAACUUCGACGAAUUCGUCUCUCUCUGGAAUUACAUCACCAACUGGCUCAACUGCUUCCAGAGCUUUGACAAAGACCGUUCUGGUGCCAUAGAUAAGGGCGAACUCACUGAGGCUCUCACCAAGUUUGGCUAUCGCCUCAGUGAGCCAACCAUGAGUAUGCUGCUUGUCAAGUUUGACAGGGAUGGAAAAGGCUCUAUAAACUUUGAUGACUUCAUCCAGUGCUGUGUGACAUUACAGACUUUGACAGCAGCCUUCCGGCAUUACGACACUGACCAAGAUGGGUGGAUCACCAUUGGCUAUGAAGAUUUCCUCAAGCUUGUAUUUAGCCUGCGGAUGUGACGAUUUACUGCAUUCUGUUAACAUGCUAAUAGACUGCUGCAUUCAUUCCACCUCUUCUUUUAUGGACACCAGUUCUUUGAUGUGAUUUGUCUACAUGCUAUACUGGCAUUUGUACGAGAUGGUUGGGUUGUGAUUCAUUUCAAAAAGGUUAUAUGGAUGUUUGCUUAUCAUUACUAAAACAGGUUGCUGGCUGAAUUUUCGCAGUUUCCAACCAACAAUAAAUUUGUCCGAGUGCUUUUACUGUUGAUCUGUUAUGUAAGCAAGAAUAUGUGCUCUAUUUAUUACAGUUCUCUUGCACUGGAGCACGAUUGACAUCGCAGCUGCGAGUGUGCUGUCGGUUUACAAGUAGCAGAUAAAGCAACAUUUUUUUAUGUGCAGUACUAAUUGUAAAUGCUCAGUAAAGAGAAAGAAACAGUUAAAGAACAUGUAUUAAGGAGGUUACUGCAUGCAUUAAAUUAUGCAAAUACCACUGUGACAGACAUUAAUCAUUUUUAGGUUAUACUAAAAAUGGAGAAAAAUAGUCGUCACCCUGUUGGAGAAGCCCAUUUUUUCGAUACGUAAAAACUGCUGGGCAUCCAAAUGUCUGUAUGGUUGAAUGCAUAUGUGCGCUACUCAGAAAAUUGCACUGCUGCUGUCAUUACGCUCAACCUUGCUUUUGUAGCUGCAGCUGCUAUGCAUGUACAGAUGAUUGUACCUUAGUGCUGAAAAUGUUUGUGCUAUUUCUUCAAAGAUAAAUGUUACUAAUGUGAAUGCUGUGCACAAUACUGCAUCUGAGAAACAUAAGCGAGAAGGGAAGAUGCACAAUAUUUUAAGGGAGUAUUAAAUAAAGCAUGUUAUUGAUAUUUUAUGGAACUUGUGAUAAAUUCCACACUUAAGAAAAUAAACAUGCGCUAGCAAACAUGUGUUCAUA
Molecule: messenger RNA, 1652 nt
Organism: Rhipicephalus microplus (southern cattle tick)
Lineage: Eukaryota; Metazoa; Arthropoda; Arachnida; Ixodida; Ixodidae
Product: programmed cell death protein 6
Molecular function (GO): calcium ion binding
Source: RefSeq, a predicted model, not a curated record